CCUACUGCAAAAGCAGCCUCUGCAUUUUUGUCUGUCUGAAUGCUGCUAGCACGGCGGAAAAAAACAGUGAGGGGAAGGAAAACUGAAGAAAUGUAAAAAUCCAACGUACUAUUACAUGGCAAGCGGAAGUCCUGCGCAAAUGGAGUUAAUCGCGGACUCCUUCGAUGCUAGAGACCCCGGAUCAAAAUGCCGAUGCCGAUGAGGACUUCCCUGAGCAGCAUUUGCUGGACGUACAGAAACUCUGCAGUAAACACCUGCUAUCCUCCUUUGUUUUACUAAAACCAUAGGAAAGUGGAGAGGACUACUGCUGAGUUCUUUCUGCUGGAGGAUGCAGCGCUGCACUUCACUUGUUUAAUGGACAGGCAUCUCUACCAGCCUCACCUGAGCGACGUGGACCUCGUGCUGGUGUCCCACCGUACGUUUUCCUCCCACAAGGACGUGCUGGGUGACCACAUCCCCUACUUUCAGGCCCUCCUCUCCCAGAGUCAACCACUGCACCGCAUAAACCUGGCCUUUGAGGUGCUGAGUAUCCAAAUCCUCAGCUUCAUCUAUAUCUAUAUCUAUAUUUCCAUCUUUGAAGUCCUACAGGUGGCCAUUGUGCUCCAAAUGAGUUCCUGCCACAAGCUACUUGGGUCCAAUGAGAUGGCAGACACAGACAGGCAAGGCAAUGUCUCGUUCAGUCAGAUGUACAAGAUGAAGGAGCUUGAGAAGAUGUACACACAAGGAAAUGGUACAUUCUCUUUGCUUGUAGAGGGCAGUGGUGUCAGUAGGGAAGUUACGCAGACACACUCAUCUAGCGUCCACUCCAGCCCUCGAGCCAAACAGUUCUACAAAAAAGAUGGCAUUGGAGGGGGAGUGGCUAACGGAGGAGGGCGGGGCUUAUGCACAAUGGAGGGAGGAGUCGGUCUAAAUGAAGUGGGAUCCCAGGAUAGUUCUGUCUCCUUUAACAGAGAGCAGAUUAUUGUGGAGGUCAAUCUCAACAACCAGACUUUGAAUGUUUCUAAAGGGUCUGACGGCAAGGGCGUCACCUUAAGUACCUCAUCCUUCCUCGUUAACCGUCACGCCAAUCUUCCCAAUGCGGUGGAGGGUAAGGAACAGGAUGAUAAUGAAGAUGUUGGUGAGGACGAAGAAGAAGAGUAUGAACACAGAAAGGAAGGGAUGGAAAAUUGCAGCGAUGACGAGGACGAUGAGGAUGAAGAAGAGAAUAAUCUCGACAUUCCAGAAACAGGACGGACCAGCGUGGAAAGACGGCGUGCCAUGGACACCAUCGCCAUGAGACCGACGCUAAAUGACACGACACUAAGGGAGGGGAGGAAGAGGAGUAAAGAGCAGGAGAGUCUGGGACAGAAGGUGAAGCUCGAAGAAAAGCAGCACUUUUCCUGCAAAAAGUGCCCUCGUGUUUUCAACAACCGCUGGUACUUGGAGAAGCACAUGAACGUCACCCACAACCGCAUGCAGAUCUGCAAUAAAUGCGAGGGCAGUGGUGUCAGUAGGGAAGUUACGCAGACACACUCAUCUAGCGUCCACUCCAGCCCUCGAGCCAAACAGUUCUACAAAAAAGAUGGCAUUGGAGGGGGAGUGGCUAACGGAGGAGGGCGGGGCUUAUGCACAAUGGAGGGAGGAGUCGGUCUAAAUGAAGUGGGAUCCCAGGAUAGUUCUGUCUCCUUUAACAGAGAGCAGAUUAUUGUGGAGGUCAAUCUCAACAACCAGACUUUGAAUGUUUCUAAAGGGUCUGACGGCAAGGGCGUCACCUUAAGUACCUCAUCCUUCCUCGUUAACCGUCACGCCAAUCUUCCCAAUGCGGUGGAGGGUAAGGAACAGGAUGAUAAUGAAGAUGUUGGUGAGGACGAAGAAGAAGAGUAUGAACACAGAAAGGAAGGGAUGGAAAAUUGCAGCGAUGACGAGGACGAUGAGGAUGAAGAAGAGAAUAAUCUCGACAUUCCAGAAACAGGACGGACCAGCGUGGAAAGACGGCGUGCCAUGGACACCAUCGCCAUGAGACCGACGCUAAAUGACACGACACUAAGGGAGGGGAGGAAGAGGAGUAAAGAGCAGGAGAGUCUGGGACAGAAGGUGAAGCUCGAAGAAAAGCAGCACUUUUCCUGCAAAAAGUGCCCUCGUGUUUUCAACAACCGCUGGUACUUGGAGAAGCACAUGAACGUCACCCACAACCGCAUGCAGAUCUGCAAUAAAUGCGGCAAGCGCUUUUUACUGGAGAGCGAGUUGCUGCUACACCAUCAGACAAACUGUGAGAAAAACAUACAGUGUGUGACUUGUGGAAAAGCUUUUAAAAAGCUGUGGUCUUUACACGAACACAACAAGAUUGUCCACGGAUAUGCUGAGAAAAAGUUCUCUUGUGAAAUCUGUGAAAAGAAGUUCUACACCAUGGCACAUGUCCGGAAACACAUGGUUGCUCACACUAAGGAUAUGCCAUUCACUUGUGAAACGUGUGGGAAGUCCUUCAAACGCAGCAUGUCUCUUAAAGUGCACUCUCUGCAGCACUCUGGAGAAAAGCCCUUCAAGUGUGAGAACUGCAGUGAAAGAUUCCAGUACAAAUACCAGCUGAGGUCGCAUAUGAGCAUCCAUAUCGGACAUAAGCAGUUCAUGUGCCAGUGGUGUGGGAAAGACUUCAACAUGAAGCAAUACUUUGAUGAACACAUGAAGACACACACUGGAGAGAAACCAUAUAUCUGUGAGAUUUGUGGAAAGAGCUUCACAAGCCGGCCCAAUAUGAAACGGCACCGCCGCACUCACACUGGCGAGAAGCCGUAUCCCUGUGACGUCUGCGGACAGCGUUUCCGCUUCUCCAACAUGCUCAAAGCCCACAAGGAGAAGUGCUUCCAGGUCAGCAACCCUGUGGUAUCUGAUGCCACCAACCUUGUGGCCCUGGACCCCAAGUCAACUGAUAUGGACACACCAGCCAAUCAGUUACCCAGCCACCCCAUGACCCCUCCCGGUGAGGCGUCCAGUCUCCACCAGGUCAAGUCACUACCCUUCGUUCACUCUAUCGUAGGUCUUCCAUCUCCCCCGGCUCUGUUUUCCACUGAAAAUGGUAACUCUGGUAACAACUAGUUUUGAAUAUAAGGUUGAAGUUCCUUUGAUUGUUUAUUGUCUGAAACCCAAAGCUUGCAGUAGCUCCUCAUGAGCUUUUUGAUUCACAUCCAAUGUGAAUCACUCUCAUAGGGGUUUCCAAACAUGCUGAGUGAGGUCUAAGACUUCCAGCGGGUGUUUGAACAGUGUGUGACACUGAAUAUUCCUUUUAAACUGUGCAAAUUUUCUUUUAUCUUAUUCUCAUAAAGAUAUUUUAUAUACUGUUCAAAUAAGCUUCUCGUAUUACAGAAAGAAAUGUUCUCAUUAUUUUUGUUGUUUAAUGCAUUUGUAUGAGCUACAGGAUUAGCAUUUAGCAUCGCAUUUCUGCAUUUCACACACUCUAGCCAUAGACGUUUACGCUUUGUCGGUUUAGUCUAACCAGUUGAGAUUCCCAUUAGCUGCCAUGUGAAAUGUUGAUAGGUACUCAUGUCUCACAGCAGAGGGUGCUGUGGGACAUGAGCAUUGCAAAGUUUUGGAACAGCUCUUCAGCCAAUAAACAUGUAGUAGCUGUGUCCGCCUGCCAUAACCAAAUCCAGAUGUAUUGCAGUAAUCAAAUCCUGUUAGCUUAUAUGUUAUUAUACUGA
Messenger RNA from Sinocyclocheilus anshuiensis, 3674 nucleotides. RefSeq names its product zinc finger and BTB domain-containing protein 47-like. The coding region runs from base 355 to 3072 and encodes 905 amino acids. The transcript is spliced from 8 exons. The record is from RefSeq and is a predicted model, not a curated record. Gene Ontology annotation, molecular function: DNA-binding transcription factor activity, RNA polymerase II-specific; protein binding. Lineage: Eukaryota; Metazoa; Chordata; Actinopteri; Cypriniformes; Cyprinidae. Gene Ontology annotation, cellular component: nucleus. Gene Ontology annotation, biological process: regulation of transcription by RNA polymerase II.